This is a messenger RNA of Phymastichus coffea, 1978 nucleotides long. RefSeq names its product putative nuclease HARBI1. The coding region runs from base 343 to 1473 and encodes 376 amino acids. The record is from RefSeq and is a predicted model, not a curated record. The transcript is spliced from 6 exons. Lineage: Eukaryota; Metazoa; Arthropoda; Insecta; Hymenoptera; Eulophidae.
CCACAACCGUGCAAGUGGCAACAAUAGACUGAGAUGACUGAACAUAUAUACUUCCUCUUUUUUUAAAUGGCUAACUUAUACAAUGUUGAUGAUUUUCAGCUGUACUGUAAAAUAAUCAUUUUCAAGAAUAGAUUAUAUAUUACAUGGACACAACAUGUUAUCUUUUUAUUUAUUGCCCAAUUAGCAUAUCAUUGAAUAUACUUAUUGAAUUGCCAAUAUGUUUUCAUAUUUUGUGAAAGAAACUAGUCAAUAACAGAGAUACUCAUAUAGAUAUGGAAAUUGUGUAAAUAUAUUAGAUCCGUUACAAUUAUUUAGAUAUUUUAGUCAAGAUUAUUCAUUAAGAUGUCAUCCGACAAAACCCUUAGCAAACAGUCUAAUGUAGCAUCUGACAAUGAUUCUAAUUGGUGGUUUGAGUUUGUAAACGAAGAUUACUCAACUGAAAAAUGUUUACAAUUAUUUAAGUGUUCUCGAAGAACAUAUAUGUUUCUUGUAAAAACCUUGAAACCUCAUAUAUCACCAAAAUUUGGUGCUUUACCAGAGCAAGAUUCUUUGAUACAGUUACGCAAAGGUAUCACUGUUGAAAAACAAGUAGCUAUUUUUUUGUUCAAGCUUACAACAUCAUCCGAUUAUACUACAAUUUCUAAGAAAUUCAAAAUUCAUAAAACAACAAUACAUAAAAUUGUAUAUAAAUGCAUUGUUGCAGUAAACAGAUAUCUCCUGCACAAAAUCAUAAAUAUGCCAAAAGAUGCAGAAGCUCAAAUUAUCGCCAGUGAUUUUGAACAGGUGUAUAAAAUUCCUCAAAUUAUUGGAGCAAUGGCGAUAGUACAUGUUCCUAUAUCUUCACCAAUCAAUUUAAAUUAUCAAUUUUUAAACUCUAAAUUGUACCCAUCUUUUGUCAUGCAAGUUGUGGUAGAUUCCAAUUUUCGUUUCAGAGAUGUGAGCGUUCGCCAUGCCGGAGCUGCCGAGCUUCGUUUAAUUUUAGCUGAAUCAAAUUUAUACAAAUAUUCACAAAAAGUGAUGCCGACAGAAGAAAAAUAUAUUGAUGGCAUUAACGUGUCUUAUAAAAUUAUUGGUCCUACAGAGGGACCUUUAUAUUCUUGGUUAUUAAAUAACUAUACUAUAAUAUCAUCUCCCAAAGAAGCUUUGUUUAAUAAACGUUUAGAUGAAAUAAGAAAUUAUGUUGAAACUGUGAUAACAAGAUUGCGAUCGCGAUUUUUAAUCUUGAGUCGUAUGAUGGAUCUUAGCUAUAAAGUAGCACCUCAACUGAUUGCGGCUUGUUGUAUUCUUAACAAUAUUUGUGAAACAGAAGACGAUGCUUUUCUUGAGGAAUGGUCAAAACAAUCUGCUGAAUUUUUAAAAAAGUAUCCUCAACCUGAAAUGAAAGCAAAUUGGGAGCAAGCAAGCGAGGAUACACUUCGACAACGGGACGUACUCAAAGACUACAUCUAUACCGAGGAGACUGAAAAUGAUUAGCUUUCAAUAUAAGCGUUGUAGUAUUCAGACAUACUAAGCUUUAAAUUUUACCUUUUUUCUAGUGGCAUUUUAUACAAAUUACUUUUAAAUUCAGGUAGCUUUAAAGGAUAUUUGAAAUAUUUCAUUAAUAUCCUUGAAAAUAGUUACAACAUAUCAAAUGCACAAUAUUAAGUUAAGUAAAUUCUCGAUAAUAAUUAAAGUAAAAAUGAAGUUAAAUUUCUUAAUAUUAGACGAAAAUAAGUCUUUUGACUGAUUAGUGAUUGAAAAAAAAAGCUUCAAAUCUGAUGUGAUAAAUAAAUUUAUUAGAUAAUAAUUCCAUUUUUAAAAUGAUUAAUUAUAAAAAAUAUCAUUGGAAUUUCCGUUACAAUAUACAUCUAGCGGUAACUUACUUAGUCCUUAACCAAAGAUAAACGUGCCAUUUAUGUUCUUUACAGUGGAUUGAAUAUUUUUGUUGUUUUUGUUACUAAUUAUUAGGCGAAGCCAUAGUAGUGUAUUUGUAUUUAAA